Messenger RNA from Ostertagia ostertagi, 468 nucleotides. The record is from the annotation of a GenBank genome assembly. Lineage: Eukaryota; Metazoa; Nematoda; Chromadorea; Rhabditida; Trichostrongylidae.
AUGGAGACGGUGGCCUCAGUUCUGUUGCCGAACGGUCCAGCAUUUCAAAUACCUGGAAUUGUUCAACUACGUGGAUUAUCUCCAAAUGGGCUCUUCAACAUUAGUUCUGGCCCAAUCCGAGUAUUUGAUGUAAAAACUAUCGAGAUAAGUGAUUUCGUGUUGAGAACCGAUGCCAGCUGUUUGGUUCAUGAUUGGGAAGGAUAUAUUGCCGAACACGAACGGUCACAUCGUCCCACUAUUGAUCCGGAAUUAAAAAUGUUCGAUUGCGAAUCACUGCGAGACUACCAUAAUGAAACGGUACAUCUACGGCUUCCUGGAAAUCUUGAUAUAAAGGACGUAUUUUGGUUUUCUGUAUUUUCUAUGGUGGAUGCUGUCUCAUACUCUCAUAUCUAUAUGCCGUUCAAUGAUAUGCAACUUCCACCAAAUCUGAACGCCGUACCGACGCCUUCAUGCAAAUAUACGCCGUAA